Nicotiana tabacum (common tobacco) is the source of this 1537-nucleotide messenger RNA. Lineage: Eukaryota; Viridiplantae; Streptophyta; Magnoliopsida; Solanales; Solanaceae. The record is from RefSeq and is a predicted model, not a curated record.
UAAAAAGAUGAAGAAAAAGGUUAUUUUGGUCAGAGAGGAGGGGGAUGCAGCUACUUAUAAAAAACCUGACAAUAGUAUCAAAGAGAUAUUUUCACUCGGCCUCUGCAUUGCGCUUGUUGUUGCAGUUAGGGUUUUCUAUACUACAGAACGUCCUGACUUUUUCUGUACAGGCAGGAUGAGACCAAUUUUCUGUGGUAACUUUGAGUUUGACACCAGACAGUCUGAGUUGGAAAGGCUUUUCAAAAGAUAUGGCAAGGUUGAUAGGGUGGAUAUGAAAUCUGGUUUUGCUUUUGUUUAUAUGGAUGAUGAAAGAGAUGCAGAGGACGCUAUUCAGGGGCUUGACNAAUUAUGCUGUGUUUUUAUUGCUUUGCUGCAGGAAGAACGGAGCAGAAAGCCUGAGGUUUCUAGAAAAUCUUCAUCAAGUUUCAGAGUUUCCAAGACUUUGUUUGUCAUAAAUUUUGAUCCAUAUAAUACUAGGACGAAGGAUCUGGAGAGGCACUUUGAUCCACAUGGAAAAAUACUCAACAUAAGGAUCCGAAGGAAUUUUGCAUUUAUUCAAUUUGAAUCACAGGAGGAUGCCACUAGAGCCCUGGAUGCUACCAAUAUGAGUAAGCUGAUGGAUCGAGUUAUUACUGUGGAGUAUGCGAUCAAAGAUGAUGAUGAUAGGAGAGAUGGGUCCGGUCCAGGUAAAACCCAUGAUAGAUCACCUAGGAGAGGUUAUGACCGAGGUCGAUCUCGUAGCCCUUAUGGAAGAGAUCGGCCAAGUCCUGACUAUGGCCGUGGUCGAGAUCGGCCAAGUCCUGACUAUGGUCGUGGGAGAGAUCGGCUAAGUCCUGACUAUGGUCGUGGUAGAAAUCGGCUAAGUCCUGACUAUGGUCGUGGCAGAGAUCGGCUAAAUCCUGAUUAUGGUCGUGGCCCUAGUCCAAGUCCAAAGCAUAGAGAAAGGAAUUCUGAGAAUGCCCGUGGCCAUAGUCCAGCUGUAGGAAAGGAGAGAAAUCCUGGUCAUGGGAAUGGUCGCACCCCUAGCCCUCGUAGAGAAAGAGCUGGUCCAGGAAAUGGCCUCGUGAGCAGUCCUAUGGAAAGCAGAAGUCCUGGUUAUGGUGAUAGACCCAGUCCUAGUCCUCAACGUGAGAGGAGAAAGAAAUAUAGCCCGGAUGGUUAUAAUCCUGGCAGCAGCCCAAGUUCUAAACCGGGACCUGUAGAAAGUCCUGUACGUGAUGGGAGGGAAAGUUCAGAGCGAUACAGGAGUCGUUCACCUCCAUUGCGGGAAAGAUCACGCUCCUAAUUUGCUUGAAGCUGUUUUGAUCCUUGGAGUAACGGUUAUGUUGAAAAUGGUGCUUGUAGAAUUAGACCUUGAAGUUGCUGGAGCAUCAAAGUUGGAUGUGGCUUUGGUAACCACUGUAAUGUACCUUCGGAAAAUGGCUUUGUUCGUGGAAGUGAUUUAGAACUGCUUCCAUGUAUUUUGACUGUUAACAUCAUACUCCGUUUCUAUUUGAUAAUGAACCAGUAAGAGGUCAUUCUUUGUUUGGUUAUUUCA